UGUCCAGAGUGUGUGUCUCAGAUCAACAGCUGCAGUGAUUGUAUCCGAGCAGGACCCUCCUGCGCCUGGUGCCAACAACUGAACUUCACAAAGACGGGGGAGCAGGAGGCGGUUCGCUGUGACACUGAGGCCAAACUUCGGUCGCGCGGAUGUAACGCCGAAGACGUCAUCACUGUCAGCAACCGUCAAACGGUCACCAAGAACGAACCUCUGAGCCAGAACUUCAACCAGAAGGACAAGGAGCCCGUCCAGCUCCAGCCACAGGCGAUCCAGCUCACGCUGCGGCCUGGUUUGCCCGAGAAGUUCCCGGUGAAGUUUAAGCGGGUAGAGGGUUACCCCGUGGACCUCUACUACCUCAUGGAUCUGUCCUUCUCCAUGAACGACGACCUCCAGAACGUCAAGAAGCUCGGAACACAGCUCUUCUCCGCUCUGCAGGGCAUCACCCAAUACGGACGCAUCGGUUUCGGAGCGUUUGUGGAUAAGCCCGUUCUCCCGUUCACGAACACAAACCCUCAGAAGUUGGAGAAACCGUGUGACGAUGUGUUGGCACAGUGCCAGGCGGCAUUUGGAUAUCGCCACGUCCUGAGUCUCACGUCGGAGAAAGACCGAUUCACCGCCGAGGUCGACAAACAGCACAUCUCCGGGAAUCUGGACUCGCCCGAGGGAAGUCUGGAUGCCAUGAUGCAGGCUACAGUGUGCAGGGAGGAGAUCGGCUGGAGGAACAGCAGCACUCGGCUCCUGGUCCUCACCACAGACGCCGGGUUCCACAUGGCCGGAGACGGGAAACUCGCCGGGAUCCUGGAGCCCAACGACGAGCGCUGCCAUCUCCAUGACAACCUGUACACCAGCACCAGCCGCACGGACUACCCGUCCGUGGGGCAGCUGGCUCUGCAGUUGGAGAAACAAAACAUUCAACCUAUUUUUGCCGUGACCAGCAACGUCUACAACAUCUACAAGGAACUGUCAAAGAUGAUUCCCAAAUCUGAGGUGGGAAUUCUGUCAGCAAAUUCCGACAACGUGGUCAAACUGAUCACAGACGCGUACAACAGGUUGUCGUCUAAAGUGACUUUGACUCAUGGGCCUCUUCCUGAAAAUCUGCACGUGACAUUUACGCCGAAAUGUAAAAGACCCGGACCGAGCGGAGAAAGUACAGGAGUGUGUGAAGACGUCCAGCAAGGCAUCGAGAUCGUGUUUGAGGUUGAGGUGGUGUCGUCUUCGUGCUUCGCCUCUCCACAGACCUUCUCCAUCAGUCCUCUGGGGAUUAAAGACUCUCUGAGCGUCACUGUGCAGAGCGACUGUGACUGUCAGUGUCACGACCAACAGCAGGGGGCGCUGCACCCCUACUGCAGCAACCAGGGCCGCGUGGACUGUGGCAUCUGCAGGUGCUCGGACACGUUCCUGGGGCAGUUCUGUAACUGCUCGUCGGACAAUCGCCUUCACACGGCGUCCUGUCGUCAGGGCGGCGUCGGCGAGGUGUGCGAGGGGCGGGGCGACUGCGUGUGCGGACGCUGCGAGUGUCACGCCAAAACCUCCGGAACUUUCUACCACGGAUCGUUCUGCGAGUGCGACGACGAACAGUGUGACCGACACCUGAACGAACUCUGCGGAGGUCAUGGAAAGUGCAUCUGUGGGACAUGUCACUGUUUCCCCGGUUACGACGGGGAGGCGUGUCAGUGCGCCGUGUCCAAGGAGAGUUGCACCCGCGACGGCGUCGAGUGCAACGGCCGCGGCACCUGCCAGUGUAACACCUGCCACUGUGACAGCGGGUACCUGCCACCUCUGUGCCAACUGUGCCCCUCCUGCCCCGACCCCUGCCAGGCCAAACUGAGCUGUGUGGAGUGUCUUGCCUUUGACACGGGUCCGUUUAAGCAGAACUGCUCGGUGGCCUGCAGUUCCGUGUCUCAUCAGAUGGUGGAGACAUUGGGCAGCGCGAGGUUCUGUGAGCAGAAAGAUUCUGAUGGGUGUUGGCUCCGGUACCGACUCCGGCAGCUGGUGGGCCGAGACCGUUACAGCGCCGAUGUUCUAAAGCAGAGAGACUGCCCUCCCAGCCUGGUGGCGAUCGUGGCGGCGUCGGUGGCGUCUGUGGCUCUGAUUGGGAUUCUCCUGCUGCUCCUGGUCAAGCUGCUGCUCUACAUGAGGGACCUGAAGGAGUUCAGAAGGUUCGAGAACGAGAAGAAGAAGUCCAGAUGGGCUCAGGCUGAUAAUCCUCUGUUUCAAAAUGCCACCACCACCGUGACUAACCCCACCUUCACCGGAGAGUGACAGAUGCCCUCCUGUGUGUCAGAUGCCCUCCUGUGUGUCAGAUGCCCUCCUGUGUGUCAGAUGCCCUCCUGUGUGACAGAUGCCCUCCUGUGUGUCAGAUGCCCUCCUGUGUGACAGAUGCCCUCCUGUGUGUCAGAUGCCCUCCUGUGUGACAGAUGCCCUCCUGUGUGUCAGAUGCCCUCCUGUGUGACAGAUGCCCUCCUGUGUGUCAGAUGCCCUCCUGUGUGUCAGAUGCCCUCCCCAUGUGUGUCAGAUAAUAAUAAUAAUCGUCAUGAUAAUAAUAACAAUAAUAAUAAUAAUAAUGUGCAGAUUCUUCUGCACUUUUCACUUUGCCUUUUCACUUUCCUCUGAGGUAUAUAUAUGUAUAUAUGUAUAUGUGUGUGCUCGUGUGUGUGUGUGUGUGUGUGUGUGCGUGUGUGUGUGUGUGUGUACAUGUGUGCGUGCGCACACGUGUGUGUGUGUAUCUGUGUGUGUGUGUGUACAUGUGUGUGCAUUUGUGUGUGUAUAUAUGUAUAUGUGUGUGUGCGCGUGUGUGUGCUCGUGUGUGUGUACACAUGUGUGCGUGCGCACACGUGUGUGUGUGUGUGUGCUCGUGUGUGUGCAUGUGUGAGACACACACUUUUGUGGUUCUUCUUUGAGCGACUUUUCAAUAAUUCCGCAAAUUUAAAAUCAACAAUGUUUAAAUGUCUGAGUUUUUCAUUUAAUAAAGAAUAAAGAGUUCA
Boleophthalmus pectinirostris (great blue-spotted mudskipper) is the source of this 2984-nucleotide messenger RNA. It is a transcript of the gene itgb2, whose product is annotated as integrin, beta 2. The transcript is spliced from 15 exons. The record is from RefSeq and is a predicted model, not a curated record. Gene Ontology annotation, molecular function: amyloid-beta binding; integrin binding. NCBI's taxonomy places the organism in Eukaryota, Metazoa, Chordata, Actinopteri, Gobiiformes, Gobiidae. The annotation marks the transcript as partial. Gene Ontology annotation, cellular component: integrin complex; focal adhesion; cell surface. Gene Ontology annotation, biological process: cell adhesion mediated by integrin; cell-matrix adhesion; cell migration.